Molecule: messenger RNA, 5273 nt
Organism: Nomia melanderi (Alkali bee)
Lineage: Eukaryota; Metazoa; Arthropoda; Insecta; Hymenoptera; Halictidae
Gene: AcCoAS
Product: acetyl coenzyme A synthase
Biological process (GO): acetyl-CoA biosynthetic process
Molecular function (GO): acetyl-CoA synthetase activity
Source: RefSeq, a predicted model, not a curated record
CGCUGUUGAAACUCAGUUACGCUUUAUCAGCCGAGCAGUAAAGCGAGAUAGGGAGUGGAGGCGCGCGGUUUCGAACUUGUCUUCGUGCCACCUCUGUCCUGUCAACAGCUCGUCGCCGCAUCCCCCGAGCCGCCUCGUCAACGAGCCAUUUCAGUCUAACACGAAACCACCGAACGGGAAAGGAGAACACGAGAGACCCAGCUCUUCGUCGUCCCGACGCAACGCUUCAGACCCGCUUUUUAUUGAUCGUCCCGCUCGAGCCGAAAAGGCCACACUGCUGAAGGGUAGCUCGGGAAUCCCGGAAAUCCGCGAAGAUGGCGAAUGAUAUUUACUACCCCAACUCGGAGCUAGCGAAGAACGCCUAUUGCGGCAGCUUCAAACGCUACAAAGAGAUGCACGAGAAAUCAGUGAAGAAUCCAGCGGAGUUCUGGGGCGAAAUAUCGAAGCAAUUUUAUUGGGAAACACCGGCGCUCGAAGACAAGUUCUUCUCGUAUAAUUUCCAUCUGGGAAAAGGAGACAUUUUCAUUAAAUGGAUGCAAGGCGCAUCAACUAAUAUAAGCUUCAAUUUGUUGGACAAGAACGUCAAGACCGGAAACGGAGAUAAAAUCGCAUUUUACUGGGAGGGCAACGAUCCCGACGAUUAUUCGCGGCUGACUUACAAGAAAUUGCUAGAAGAGGUAUGCAGGUUCGCGAAUGUACUGAAAUCAAAGGGAGUGACGAUGGGCGACCGCGUCGCCAUUUAUAUGCCGAUGAUUUUGGAGCUGCCUAUCGCUAUGCUGGCUUGCACAAGGAUCGGCGCUGUUCAUACUGUGGUGUUCGCAGGUUAUUCAUCGGAUUCCCUGGCCGAGCGUAUUUUGGAUUCAAAGGCGAAGGUUUUGAUUACGACCGACGGCGUAUGGAGAGGAGAGAAACUUCUUUUGUUAAAGGCUAUCUCCGAUGACGCUUUGGAAAGGGUUGCGAAAAAUGGUCACAACGUCGACUGUUGCGUAGUGGUCUCGCACCUGAGGAGGGUUAGCUGUCCGCAGGGAAGCAAAACCGAUGCAACCGGAAAGACAAAUGGUGUGAACGGUACAAGCGAUGGAAAUGGCUUGGCGACACCUCAGAUUCCAUGGGACGAUGACAGAGAUGUUUGGUGGCAUGAAGAAAUGGAGGAAGCCGAAGACAAAUGUUAUCCUGUAUGGAUGGGUGCUGAAGAUCCACUUUUUAUUUUAUACACAAGUGGCUCCACGGGAAAACCGAAAGGCGUACUUCACACCACGGCUGGUUACUUAAUUUAUGCGGCUACAACAUUCAAAUACGUCUUCGAUUACCAUCCUUCUGAUGUUUACUGGUGCACAGCCGAUGUUGGUUGGAUCACUGGCCAUACUUACGUCGUGUAUGGUCCCCUGGCGAACGGAGCCACUUCCGUCAUCUUCGAAGGCACUCCGUUUUACCCGAGCAACGAUCGAUAUUGGUCGGUGAUCGACAAAUAUAAAGUCACGCAAUUUUACACGGCGCCAACUGCAGUCAGAUCGCUCAUGAAGUUUGGGGAUGACUUAGCGAAGAAGCACAAUUUGUCCACUUUAAAGGUGCUUGGUUCAGUUGGAGAGCCAAUUAACCCAGAAGCUUGGCUGUGGUUGUACAAUAUCAUUGGUCAUGGAAAGUGUAGCAUAGUGGACACAUUCUGGCAAACGGAAACCGGAGGUCAUGUGAUCACUCCUUUGCCCGGUGCUACGCCUAUGAAGCCAGGCUCCGCGUCGUUUCCCUUCUUCGGAGUUUUACCGGAACUCUUGGACGAAGAUGGUCGAUUAAUCGAAGGUGAAGGAGAAGGGUAUCUCGUUUUCCGACAACCAUGGCCGGGAAUGAUGAGAUCUCUUUAUGGGAAUCACCAACGCUUCCAAAACACAUACUUCGACCGGUUCCAUGGUUACUAUUGCACGGGUGACGGUGCCAGACGAGACGCCGAUGGUUAUCUAUGGAUAACCGGUCGCAUCGACGACAUGUUGAACGUUUCCGGACACCUGAUGUCCACCGCGGAAGUGGAGAGCGUGUUGACGGAGCACUCAUCGGUAGCUGAAGCAGCAGUAGUCAGUAAACCGCAUCCAGUGAAAGGGCAAUGCCUUUAUUGUUUCGUAACGCCUAACUCAGGCGAGAAAUUCGAUAAGAAGCUCCAAGAUGAGUUGAAGAAGAAAGUACGCGAGAGAAUUGGUCCGUUCGCUCAACCGGACAUCAUCCAGCACGCGCCGGGACUGCCAAAAACGCGAUCGGGCAAGAUUAUGAGACGAAUCCUGAGGAAGAUUGCCGCGGGGGACAGAAAUGUCGGCGACGUCUCCACGUUAGCCGACGAGGGCAUCGUCGACAUUCUUUUCCAGCUGAGGCCGCAAGUUUAGACAGUCCUCUUCGAAAGAAACUUUCUUGAAACGUAGUAAUCUAGCCAAAACAGAAAGAAACAAAAAAAGAGAAAGACCGGUGAGGUUCUUCUUUAGAUCGCAAGAAAAGAUAAACCGAGAGACCGGUACCGUAGGUGAGAAAUUCAGAACGCGCGAUUCGCUGUUCCAGAGAACGAAACUUCCCUUUUAUAUUAGAAUCGUUUACCCUUCUUCGUUGAUAGCCCGAUACUUAUACUGUGCUGCUCAAUCUUCAAAGCUAAGUGUGCAAGAGCAAGGGAAAUUGACCGCAUGCGCCACCUCUUGGUCCUUCCAAGAAACAUGGUAGCCGAAUCUCUGCGCUCGCCAGAUUCGGUAAAUAUAAAAAGUCGCCGCUGCGUAAAAUGAAAUUUGAUGUUACUGUUUUGUUAUAUUUCACUUCCUAAUAUUCUGUUUUGUCUGCUUUCUUCGUCACGCAGUUCGGCUAAUAACGUCAACUAUUGUUGCGAGCAUUCUGAAUGGAAGAGGAGUCUUUGCCCCUGUGACUUUUGGGCUUUUAGGAUUAACUUAAAACGCGAGAGCUGCACAGUAGUGCUAAUUUAUCUAUUUACUUUGUAAGAUGAACAUCGUACGGUAACGGAUACCAUUACGUUUCCACAGUUUGUUGUUUAUAUUCGUUUGACAGCGUUCAACAAUAGACCAUAUUGGUUAUUGCGCUUGCCGAACGAAUUGGGAGCUGCGAAACUGCUAAUUCAAAGCGCGACGCGACACUAAACGAGAUAAUCAACUUAUGAAAGUGCGACAAACAAACGAACGUUAAACGUGUUUACAAUUUUACAUGAAUUGACGUUAAGAAUAAUACCGCAUGGUAUAUAUAUAUACAUAUAUGUUAACCGUUAAUCGCGCACCGAUCGACACAUCAUGUCAAGCGAUAUUUUCUCGGGCGCAGUUCCACUCGAAACGAUUGCACGACGUUUGUCUGCGGGACGAAGAGUUUUAUAAUGACGCACGCCUGACACAUGAGUUUACAAAUGAUUCGUCGAUCGACAUGAAAGUAUCUCGAGAACUUUUGAAGAAUUUAUAAACGCUGUUCCGAUUAGUUGCACUUCCCGGUGUGCAUCUGUUACGGUAAACUCGAUUACUCCGGAAAUUAUACAUAACCGCCCGGCGAUUAUGCGUAAUCGCAAAUAACAUUGGAGAAUAAUUAUACAUAAUCACCGGGGGAUUAUGUGUAACUACCGCUUUAUCAUAUUGCCUGUAACAUAAUCCAUUGUAAACGUACGCGAAGGAACUCCAUUCGUUUUCAUUUGGUCGUGUAGCCGAGUCGUCGAUUUUUUCAGGAUCAUCGUUUCCUUCUUCGAGUUUUGGUCAGCUUGUUCGUUAUCUCGUUAAGUUUUUUCAAUGAUAUUGGAUAAUCGACGGCGUUUGUACAGGUUCAUGCUGGCUCGAUUUAAAUUGUAAGUCGUAAGAACUUAUCGACGGUUUAAUGUACAAAGUUUUGGUCGCGAAAGUACCAUCGUUGAUGGAUAAGACGUAGCGGGACAUAACAUUAGCCUCUUAACCCCUCGACAGGGGUAAACGCAUAUGCAAAACGCGACUGUUCUCCGAUAUCACGGUGUAAUUAUAUUACUAUAAUUUUCGGACGUAUGAUUACAGCCAUGCAAAAGAUUCUGGCGGAAAAUUAUUCUAUAGACACUUUCUAAUAAUAUAUACAUAUAUAUUUUUGUAGAGUUAUGAAGAUUUGAAUGUGCUUAAAAAGUAGUUAAAACGAAUCUAACAUCCAUCAUGCAUAUAUCAAAUUUUUGCAGAAGUUAUUUAGCUGUCUUAAAGAAACUGGAAGAUAUUUGACAAAAUCGAUGUGUGCGUUGUCUGAACACGUUUAAAUAUGUAGCUAUACAGAUUUCGGGAACUUUGCAUGUUUGGCUUCGAGACAUAAGAAUGCUAUUGUGUUUGUCAAACAGAAAUUUUGUAGUCUGCUAUGUCUUAUUCUGAAAUCGUGUAUUUAAAAAUUGUUAAAUAAUGCCGUCGGUGAACGAGCCACGAAAAUGAACCAUCUUGAAAAUCCCGCCAUUAAGUUAAGCAAUGACUAAAAACGGCUACGUGUAUGUACACAGUAUUGCUUUUGUAAUUUCGCGUUUCUGUGUCCCCCUUAACGUCUCGUUUACAUUUCCACUGUUUUGCGACGCUGCGCAGCACCUUAAACAUAUUGUUGAUAAAAAGAAACAGCGGUAAAUAUCUCGCUAUCGAAUGCAAAAACAAAACAGCGUUUACUACUCCUAAAUGUCUUGUUGAACCUGUGAUGUUUCGCGAAAUUACAGAAGCUGUUGUCGUAUUACGAACGUACCUACAUCCGGUCAGCCAAACUUUGACUGCUUGUUACUUAAAAUUAAAGUUAGUGUAAUAUAAAUUUUAUUUCCAAAUAAUGAUUAUUAAUAAUAAUUAUUCGAAGAAUCGGAACGAACGAAAUUUCAAUAACUCUACGCACUUGAUGUCUGACGCAAUAUUUUCUUUGAUCCGGUUGUAAUUACAAGUGAUUAUACAUACCUAUAUAUAUAUAUAAGCAAUAAUGUAAAAUCCUUCGUUGACUAAUUACGUGUUUCAACACGUAUUCGAAGAGCCAUUAAGAGUAAGUUUUGCAAAACAUGCUGAGAAAUGUCUAGCAGCGAGUUAUUUAAUUUUUAGUAAAUUAUAUUUUUUACAGCGGCCGCUAUGCGGUCGAGGAGCGUGACAGACCUAAGUAUACGCACGAUUAUUGACGCACUUUACAUGAAAGUCAGCGUUUCCUGUAAAUUUUUAGAAGGCUGGAUUUAAACAAAACCACACUGCGCUAAGCAGUGUCACAUACAUAUCAUUCCUCGCGGAACAAAUCAACUAUAGGUGUGAUAAUGAUAUAUAUAUAUAUAUAUAUAUAUAUAUAUAUAUAUAUAU